Molecule: messenger RNA, 513 nt
Organism: Ogataea angusta
Lineage: Eukaryota; Fungi; Ascomycota; Pichiomycetes; Pichiales; Pichiaceae
Exons: 2
Coding region: 1-513 (170 amino acids)
Source: RefSeq, a predicted model, not a curated record
AUGCAGUGUAGAAACCAGCCUGGAGCCAAAGCUCCCAAAAUAGCGCCGAAAAUUGUCCACCAAGAGCAGCAAAAUGAGUCGCGUGUGUGUAGAGGCUCUAUUGUUGCCUCAGUGCAAUUGAUAGAUCUCAAUUCUGGACAUGGGUAUCUGAGCUUCCUGAAUUCUGGGAUAUCUUUUCACGAUGGUGGAGAAAAGAACAUAGCAAAGAAAGCUAAGUUUAUGGACCACAGGCUGGACUUAUAUACGGCGACAAGCGCUGAGAAAGAAUACCAAGAAAGCCGUUAUUUGUCCCUGUUUCUGGCGCCUGAACGGUAUCGGGGCGCUAAAGCACUUGCCGUAAUAUUAGCUGAAUGGAGCAUACAGACGCCACGACCUCUAGAGAAAGCGCCAGCGCCAUGCAGCAGACACUAUCUGCUAGCCACGGCCGACACCCGAGCACCUUUUAGUCGCCGCAAUCUUGCAAAUCUGCACAGCAACCGAUUACGUUAUCUUGAUGAUCAACUUUUCGGCUGA